AUGAAAAGAAAAUUCCAAGAAAAGAGUAAAAUUAGAGAACAAAUUGAAAAGGAAUUGUUUGAUAUUGAUACACUUAGAGCCACUUAUUAUAAUCAAGAAUUAGAACAAUCAAAUAUGAAUGUUACUGUUGAUGGACCUGGAAUUUCAGAAAAUGAAAUAAUGGAAGAGUAUUUUGAUGUUGGACCUAAAGAAAUAUUGAAAAGUAAUGGAUGUGAUACAUUGUGGAUUCAAUUCAUUAUGGAAAAUUAUCAUGAACACAAAAUGUCAUAUGAAAAUGAGGAAUAUGAAAAGAACUGGCUUGCACAAUUAUCAAAUAUUCAUGAAGAGCAAGAAUUAUAUUACUUUUUAUUGGGCUAUAUACUCAACAUUGAAAAUAUGGAUAAUCACCCUCUUUCUUCUGUAUUCGAAAGCUUUACUCGUAAAUUUAGAAAUGAAUUCAGCUCCUCAGAGAUGUCUCUCAUAACACCUGACUUUUCAGCAUUGUAUGUAAAGGAGUUUUGUGUAAAUUUGACACAGCACCUUACUGAAGCAUCUUCUUGGAAGCAUUAUCCACACCUUUCAAAACACAAGAAUGUACUCUAUAGUGUGAUUUGCCAAGCAGUUGUUUCCAAAAUUGAAAAAGAGUUAACUGAGCUAUAUAUGCAAAAAGAUGAAGCCAAACUGGUUUGUAAAAGAAUUUCUGAACUCAGAGGGUUGUCUCUUGUUGAUCUAGGCGCAGAAUAUGACCUCUGUUUAGAGGGAGAAUAUCAACCAAUCAUUAGCAAAUUUAAGGAAAUAACCAAGAAGGAAAUUAUCAGUGACAAAAUCAUUAUUUGCAAAGAUGUAUACUACAUGCUUACUGAAGUUGUAAAGAAGCAUGUAAAGCACAUUCAAGAAAGAGAUUACGAGCAAAAACUCCUUCCAGUAAUCAUGUACAUUAUUCUCAAAGCAAACAUUUCUUCUAUAUAUGCAAUCUUUGAUUUGGCAAUAGAUUUUUCCCAUGACAUUAACAACAAGACGAUAUUCCUAUUCGAUAACACUCAUUGGGAUGCUAUUUCACUAAUCAAGACAGCUCUUUUACACAUAACCACAUUCUCAGACAGUUCAUCAAAUCAAGACCAGGAGAUACAAAUAGAUGCUGCCAUAGAAAAGGAAUUUGAAGAGCUAAAUGGAAAAAUCUUUGAAGAGAAAAGUUUAGCCUUCUUGAAACAAAUCAAAUCAACUCCGAUUAAAAAGUUUUUAUUUCCUGAUGCUCCACUAGUUGCAGAAUUGACUUCGGAACAAUUGGAAUAUGCAAAAGAAAAUAGAGAAUGUUAUAGAACAUGGAUAAAACCAAACUUGGAUAGAACUGUCUAUGGAAGUUGGAGGAAGGCAAUCAUUUACCUCACAGAUUAUAUUAAAAAUCAAAGAAUGGAAGGAAAUAUUGUGGAUGGUUUGCUUGGAUUUUCUCAGCAGCUCAUCGAGCAGCUGAACAAAACACCUGAAGAAAUCGCCAAGUUGGAACAAACAGAAAAGAAGAUUGGCGAAAUUAUCAAUUGGUGUUGUUACAAUUAUCAAAAUAGCGACAAGGAAGGAACUUUUGAAAAAACCAAAGAUUAUCUUGCCGCCGUUUUAACUAAUGUUGUCUUUUUUAUUGAUUCAUCAAGUCGUGAAUUGGAAACUUUGAUUGAAUUAGAAUCACAAGAAAUUAAUCGUAUUGGAGCUGAAAUGACAAUUAUUUAUGAUCGUUUGAAAUCAGCACGUUCAAUGACUGGUCGUGAAGAAUUGACCAAAAUGCAUGCUGUCAAACCAACAUCACGUACAGGUCUUAAGAAGAAGGUUAUUGAUUUACCAACUUCAAAUUUCAAGAAUAAUAUUGCUUCAUUCAAUGAUUGGAGUGAAAGUGGUGAUACUAUGAGCUCUUCCAGUAAUCAAUCUUAUCAAACCAAUACUUUCCAAAAUAAGACUGAUUUCACAACUGCAAGUAGAGCUGGAUCAUCUGCUGGAUUAUUGGGUAACCCUGUUAGUUUGGAUAUUCCACUCACUCCAGGAACUCCUUCAAGUGUCUCUUCACCAGUUAGUACUUAUAGCAGACAAUCAUCAUUCUCAUCUGCUUCAACACCAACAAUUAACAGUAGACCACCUCCACCAAAUGUCAAUAAUCCUCCACCUCCACCAAUGAAUAAUAGUGUUCCUCCACCACCAAUGAAUACAGGCACUCCUCCUCCACCACCAAUUACAAAUAACAUGCCUCCUCCACCUCCAGUUAAGAACACACCUCCACCUCCUCCAAUGAAUACAGGCACUCCACCUCCUCCAUUUCAAUCGAACAAUAUGCCACCUCCUCCACCAAUGAAGAGUACUCCACCACCCCCACCAAUGAAUACAGGCCCACCACCUCCUCCACCAAUGUCAAGUGGUAGUCCACCUCCACCACCUCCAGUUAAGAGUACACCUCCACCUCCUCCAAGUGGUGGUGGUGUUCCUCCUCCUCCAAGUGGUGUCAGUCCACCUCCUCCACCAAAGAAUACUCCACCUCCUCCAACAAGAGCUGCUGUUGAAAUGCCAUCAGAUGAUUCAGGUGGUGGUAGAGAUGACUUGCUUGCCUCAAUUCGUGCCGGUAAAUCUCUUCGUAAGGUUACUCCACCAGAUGAUUCUCCAAAAUUGCCACCAAAAAGUGGCGGUGGUGGUGGUGGUGGUAAUUCUGCCAGCUCUAGCCCACCUGUCAGUAGUGGCGGUGGCGGUGGUGACAUGAUGUCAAUGAUUAUGGCCCAACGUGCAAAGAUGCAAAAGAAAUAAGUGUACUAUAUGUGAGAAAAAAAUAUUAAUAAAUAAUUUAUUUGCCC
Molecule: messenger RNA, 2804 nt
Organism: Naegleria gruberi
Lineage: Eukaryota; Heterolobosea; Eutetramitea; Acrasida; Naegleriidae
Product: scar regulatory complex protein
Exons: 4
Coding region: 1-2757 (918 amino acids)
Molecular function (GO): actin binding
Source: RefSeq, a predicted model, not a curated record